Messenger RNA from Nicotiana tabacum (common tobacco), 1170 nucleotides. The record is from RefSeq and is a predicted model, not a curated record. NCBI's taxonomy places the organism in Eukaryota, Viridiplantae, Streptophyta, Magnoliopsida, Solanales, Solanaceae.
AUGGGGAACCUGCUCCACAUCCUCAUAGUGCUCAAGAUCAACAAGUCUCAAGUUUGGGACAUGCUCCAACACUCAGAGUCAAAGAAACUACAGAGGGAACAAAUGGACAUCAGUUCUCUUGCUAACUGUACCAGUCAACCCCACAGCUGUAAAGUCGCUGCAACUAUUCCUCUGCAUACACGCAACCGUGCAAACACAGUGACAGUUCCCAAGACUAGAAAGGAGUACAACGAUGAUGACCGCAAGGCUAUAGAGAAGAACUUUCGAGCAAAAACAAUCCUCGUCUGUGGUAUUGGGCCAGAUGAAUACAACAAGAUUUCUGCUUGUCAAUCUACCAAGGAGAUCUGGGAAGCUCUCCAAACAGCACACGAAGGGACAACUCAAGUCAAGCAAUCGAAGAUUGAUAUGCUAACCAUUGAGCAUGAACUCUUCAGGAUGAAGGACGAUGAGUCCAUUCAAGACAUGCACACUAGCUUCACCUCUAUCAUCAAUGAGCUUCGUUCUUUGGAAAAAAUCAUUCCAAGGAACAAACUUGUCAGAAAAAUACUCAGCGUAUUACCUAGUUCCUGGGAAAGCAAAAAGAAAAAGGAUCAUGAGAGAAGAGAGCCUAAAAGGGAGAAGAACCUGGUCCUCAAGACAGGCAACAAUGAAUCAAGUGGUGAGGAUGUUUAUAUGGCUUACUUGAAGAAGAGAUUUCAGAACAUGGUUCGCAGAAAUGGAGCUCUUGCUGCAUGGGGAGACUCUUCCAGCGAAUCUGGAGAAGAUGAUGCACAAGGUGACACCUCCAUGAUGGAAGUUGAUAGUGAAGCAGAUGAUUAUGAUUCUAUCUUUGCCCUGAUGGAAAAAUCUAACGAUGAUGAUGAUGAGGAAGCAAUGAAAGAAAGCAACCAAAAAUGGUACAUGGAUAGUGGUUGUUCUAAGCACAUGACUGGAAGCAUCAAUAAUUUUCUUUCACUCAAAACCCUGCAUGGAUGGGGUGUGUCCUUUGGCAAUGGAAAAAAGAAAUACAUUUUGGGAGUAGGAAGAAUUGGGAAGUCACUCACUCACUCAAUUAAAAACGUGUAUUAUGUGAACGACUUGAAAUAUAGCCUACUGAGUGUUUCCCAAAUCCGCGACAAAGAAGCAAAGUGGAAUUUGUGUCAAAAAUCUUCACAGUCACAAAUCUUGUGA